AUGGCGUGGGCGUCACGAUGUGCGCACUGGGUCCAUUGCUGCCAGCCAGCCAGGGCUUCUAUCAGGAGAUUGCCCGGCAGCUUGGGCCUCGCGGGCCAGGGCAGAUGCUUGCAGACAACCCUGCAGAGAACAAAACAGGCCUGGCAGCCCAUCAUGGUGCAGAGGGCCUUCAGCAGCUCCAUUCCAGAGCCACAAGGCCUUGACCAGCCAGGGCCGCCCCCCGUGCACCCGUUCUUCAUGGAGGUUCUCAGAGGUAUGGGACAGGUUGUCUUCUGCAAUAGUGCGCUUUCCGGCGCGGCCAUUGCAGGCGGACUGCUGAUCGGAGAUGCAGAGCUGGGCGUCACGGCACUUGCGGGCGUCACCGCUGCCACCCUCACGGCGCGUGCUGCGUCAGUGGAUCAUCAAGCGAUAUCGGAUGGACUGAUGGGCUACAAUGGGGCUCUGGUUGGAUGUGCUCUCGCCGUCUUCCAGCCUGGUAUCCCGCUGUGGACUGCCAUAGCUGGAACCAUAGGGUGCACGCCUCAGCUCUGCACCUCCCUGGCUAUGGUUGGGCUCACAGCUGCCGGAGCCGCAGCCACGGUGCCCCUCGCAGCGAAGCUGGGCCCUUUGCUCGCCCCAGUGCCGCAGUAUACCAUCGCCUUUAAUGCCAUCGUCUUGGCUGUACUGGCCGGAUUUACAUUGAUGCUUCCGCCAAAGACGAAGACGAGUCCGGAGCCGCCAGCGAGAGGAUCUGUUGUGGGAUUUCUUUUUCGCUCAGGAGCGAUUCCAGACAUGAUCGAGGCAUCUCUUCAUGGGGUGUCUCAGAUCUUUGUCGCCAAUCAUGCCGGCACAGGACUGAUGGUACUUGGGGGGAUUUUCUGCUACAGCCCUGCGGCAGCUGCAGUGACUUUUGCAGGGUCCCUGCUCGGCAGUCUGACAGCAAUCCUCUUGCGACAGGAUGUCGAUGAAGUGAUGGAUGGACUCUGGGGCUACAACUCGGCCUUGACAGCCCUUGCUGUCUCGAUCUUUUUCGUGCCGCUGGGCGUGCCCUUCGCCAUGCUGGCUUGUGGAGGUGCUAUGGCAUCAACCCUGGCUACCAUUGGGUUCAAGGAGGCGCUGGGGAGUCAGGCUGCUUUCUGCUCGGAGGUCGUGUUCCGGGUCUGGUUCAUGCAGCCCGUCGGUAGCCUGGGCACUGGCGCCUCCGUGCGAGUGGAGGGCGAGGUUGUGGAGUCGCCUGCCAAGGGCCAAGAGGUAGAAAUCUCCUGCAGCACGGCGGAGCACAGCAUAGAAAUUCUUGGGACCGUUGACUCCAAGGCCUACCCAUUGUCCAAGAAGAAACAUAGCAUCGAGUUUCUCCGGGAAAUUGCGCACCUGCGGCCGAGGUCAAACCUCAUUGGGGCAGUCAGCCGCGUCCGCAACAACCUGGCAAUGAGUACACACCGUUUUUUCCAAGACAGGGGGUUCUUGUAUGUGCAUACCCCCAUCAUCACCACGGCAGAUUGCGAGGGAGCCGGCGAGAUGUUCCGCAUCACUGCUGAGAAGGGAGAAGACGUGGUGGACAGCAAGGCAGAGAAGGAAGGCGCAGAGUUCUUCGGUCGGGCAGCAUAUCUCACGGUCAGCGGGCAGCUGGCAGUGGAAAACUUCUGCUGUGGGCUGGGUGAUGUUUACACCUUCGGCCCUACUUUUCGUGCCGAGAAUUCCAGCACCACCAGGCAUUUAGCCGAGUUCUGGAUGAUCGAGCCAGAGAUAGCCUUCGCCAACUUGGAGGAUGACAUGGACUGUGCAGAGGCUUUCAUCAGGUUCUGCGUCUCCAAUGUCCUGGAGUCCUGCAAGUCUGAUGUGGACUUCUUCAACCUUCGCGUAGACAAAGAGAUCCAGGAGAGACUGCAGUUGAUUGCUUCCAAGCCCUUUGCCCGCAUGAGCUACACGGAGGCGGUGGAGGUUCUCCAGAAGCACAUCCAAGCUGGGGAUGUGAAGUUCGAGUUCGAGGUCGAAUGGGGCAAGGAGCUCCAAACGGAGCAUGAGAAGUUCCUCACGGAUGAGGUUUGCAAAGGUCCUUGCAUUGUGUACAACUAUCCGAAGGAUUGCAAGGCCUUCUACAUGAGACUCAACGAAGAUGGCAAAACAGUGGCCGCAAUGGACCUUCUGUGCCCAGGAAUUGGCGAGCUCGUAGGUGGCUCACAACGCGAGGAGCGGAUUGAGGUUCUUGAUGAGCGAAUCGCCGAGCCAAGGCCCAAGUCUAUCCCAAAUCCGUCCCAGGUCCUCAGUCACCCGAAGUACCCAGCAACGGCCCGUUGGUUUCUUUUCUCAGACAUGUCUGAACAGCUCCUCGACUCCUUGUCCGUGCCACGGUUAGGAGAGCCUGCGUUGCGCAGAACACCGCGGCAAGAAUCCAUUUUUCAUGCAUGCCCGGCAUCCCCGCUGCCGUUUGCAGCACACGGCAAGCUCUUGUCAUGGGCUGGGCGCGCUUGCUUCUUAGCGCCUGGGCAGAGAAGUGUCAAAGUGAAAUCGAGCUUCUAUUGUGCCGCCUGCUACUUCGAGCUUCUCAGCCGGCAAGAUUCCGCUUCGGCCCACUAA
Molecule: messenger RNA, 2556 nt
Organism: Symbiodinium natans
Lineage: Eukaryota; Dinophyceae; Suessiales; Symbiodiniaceae
Source: the annotation of a GenBank genome assembly